CCUUGGAGCUUCCCGGACCUUUGAUGAUCCGUCACUGCCCAGAGCUUGGUCAAGGCCGUGGAAAUUUUCAUGAGCUCGGCUUAAGACGAGCGACUCCCCUAUCCCUCAAAUAUUUAUUGCUCCAAGUCAGGCGACAUUGUCAAUUAUCGCAAAGGACCCCAGUUAAAAAUGCUGCGGCAAAUCAUCUCCUCCGGCCCCGCAAGAGCUGCAAGCUCAGGUCUAAGGCUGGCCGCUCAGAAACCUCUAUCCAGACCCCAAUUCCGCCAACUACCUUCAAUAUCAGCGCGUGCAAUCCGGCCAGCAGCCUCGAGAUGGUAUAGUGCCGAGGCGGAGUCAGCAUCGGGCGCCGCAAAGGAGGGCUCGGAAGCGAAGUCGCAGGCCGAAUCGCAAGCCAAAGAUGAAGGAUCGGACGCGGAGGCAGCUCUUAGGAAGCAGCUGGAAGCCAAGGAAGUGGAGGCAAGAGAGUGGAAGGACAAGUGUCUGCGCUCGGUUGCAGACUUCCGGAAUCUCCAGGACCGGACCCAGCGUGAGAUGAAGGCAACACGCGACUUUGCGAUCCAGAAGUUCGCCAAGGACCUAGUGGACAGCGUCGAUAAUUUCGACCGCGCCCUGGGCAUGGUAUCGCAGGAGAAGCUCAACGCUGAGGACAAGUCAGAGGACCUGCAGGAGCUGUCCAACCUCUACGACGGCCUCAAGCUGACCGAGGAGAUCCUGACCUCGACUCUCAAGAAGCACGGCCUCGAACGCUUCGACCCCGAGGGAGAGAAGUUCGACCCGAACGAGCACGAGGCCACGUUCAUGACGCCGAUGCCGGACAAGGAGGACAGCACCGUGAUCCUCACGCAGCAGAAGGGCUUCAAGCUUAACGGCCGCAUCCUCCGGGCCGCCAAGGUUGGCGUCGUGAAGAACAAGUAAUGGGUUCUAGGAUCCAGGGGAUCUUAGCGCCCGUGUACCACUACUACUGUUUUAUAUAAACCGAUACCAUGACCACCGGCGUUUAGGUCUGUGUAUAAUGCUCCUCUCAUGACGGCAACUUGGUGGCAUAAGGAUAAAAUCAUAGCAACGGCCUGGAAACGGUCGUACAUAAUCGAUGUAUAUAGAGCACCUCCUUGGUUAACCGUCCACUUUUAGACACGUGCUGGAAGUUACUACAUGCUAAUCAAACCCGAGCUACAACCUACAGCCACCCUU
Molecule: messenger RNA, 1191 nt
Organism: Phialemonium atrogriseum
Lineage: Eukaryota; Fungi; Ascomycota; Sordariomycetes; Cephalothecales; Cephalothecaceae
Product: GrpE protein
Exons: 2
Coding region: 169-915 (248 amino acids)
Biological process (GO): protein import into mitochondrial matrix; protein folding
Cellular component (GO): PAM complex, Tim23 associated import motor
Molecular function (GO): adenyl-nucleotide exchange factor activity; protein-folding chaperone binding; protein homodimerization activity
Source: RefSeq, a predicted model, not a curated record